This is a messenger RNA of Micromonas commoda, 993 nucleotides long. RefSeq lists its product with no specific name. Gene Ontology annotation, molecular function: protein binding. Lineage: Eukaryota; Viridiplantae; Chlorophyta; Mamiellophyceae; Mamiellales; Mamiellaceae. Bases 1 to 993 code for a protein of 330 amino acids. The record is from RefSeq and is a predicted model, not a curated record. The transcript has 2 exons.
AUGGGCUUCGGUCCCCAGGGUUUCCGCAACGCGCCCGCGUCGAAGCUCUUGACCUACGGCACCGCCGCGGCGUCCCUGCUGACGCACUAUUCGCGCGCACACCACCGCGUCGGCCUGACCCCGCGCGGCCUCUUCGCCCGCGGCGAGUUGCUCUCCCGCUGGCUCACGUCGCAGUUCGCGUUCACCGCACCGGGCGAGGCGUGCGUCGGCCUGUACCUCCUCUACGCCCUUCGCGACGUCGAGCGCGUGCGGGGCACCAAGGCACACGCGACGCGCCUUCUCAUCGCGGCGGUGGUAUCGCUGGGCAUCCAGACCCUGCUCUGCGCGGACACCCACCUCGUUCGAUGGCUCGGGCUCGGCGGUUCAUCUGCAGGCGCGUUCAUCCAAAACUUCUCCGCCGUCGGCUUCGCGCCCGGACCUCACUCCCUCGUCGCCGCGCUCCUUUUUCCCGGCUUUCUCGCCACGCAACCGACGACGCAGACGUUCACGGUGGCUGGCGUGAGGUUCGGGGACAAGGUGUUCACCUUGUUGGCGGGUUUGAGGCUGUUCUGGAGCCACGGCGCGCGUUCCGUCGUCCCCGCCCUCGCCGGCGUCUGCGGUUCUUUGGUCUCGGAGUGGGCGGUGACUGGUCGAGUUGGUGCGGUAGUGACGCAUCGGGGGGGUUGGACUCCGCCCGAGUGGGCGUGCGCGUCGGUGAGGGCGACGCUGGGGAGGGUGCUCGGGGUGGACGUUGGCGGGGUCGGGGGCGGGCGGCGGGCGCGUGGGGGACGGGCCGCGGCGACGGUGACGCGGCCGAGGCGGAUGCCGAGACCGAGACUCGACGUUCGUUUCGGCCGUCUCGACGAUCUCGCUCCCGCUCCGCCGCCGCCGCCCGGCGCGGUCGAGACGCUCACGUCGAUGGGUUUCGACGAGCACGACGCGAGGAGGGCGCUUGGUAUGUGCGGGAACGACGUGGAGGCGGCCACCGACGCGCUGCUCGCGGACGCGCGGUGA